Messenger RNA from Stomoxys calcitrans (stable fly), 1787 nucleotides. RefSeq names its product WSCD family member GA21586. NCBI's taxonomy places the organism in Eukaryota, Metazoa, Arthropoda, Insecta, Diptera, Muscidae. Gene Ontology annotation, molecular function: sulfotransferase activity. The transcript has 7 exons. The coding region runs from base 576 to 1526 and encodes 316 amino acids. The record is from RefSeq and is a predicted model, not a curated record.
CAUUCUCAUCCGUCAGUCAUUCAUACCCGUACCAAGUGAAUAAACUGAAGAGAAAAAAAAUAAAAUAAAUACAAUACAAUAAAUUAUUAUAAUAGUUUUGCCAUAACAAUAAAUCAAUUGUGUAGAUAGAUAUUCCAUAAUCGCGCUUCGAAACAGAAACCGAAACAACACAGCACAAACAACACAUCACAUUAGUCCACCAAACCAAUUUUUGGUCUCCUAACAACACACAAAUUAAUGUAAAAAAAAAAAACAAUGAAAAUUUUCUAACUCAACGACACAUAUUCUUCGAUUUGCCAUACGCGCUGUGACGGGGGACACCACCAGCAACCAAAAAAAAAAAGAAAAAAAAAACAUGCUUCCAGCAAUUGUAAUUUGCCAGUAGUGAAAUUGUGUAAUGAAAACUCUGUGCUGUGUGCACAGGAGAGAGUGGCACAAGAAGGCAUAAGGCAGAUUUACCCUAAAAUACGUAAAAACCAUUAACGUAACAUGAAAACCACAAUAACAACAACAACAAGCAGAAAGUACAUUAAUACCAGUCAAAUUUCUCAAUAAAAUAAUGAAAAAGAGGCGGCAUGGCAUUACAAGGUUGGCGACUUUGCGGCGUAACGGUGACAAUUGUUAUAUAUAUUGGUGGUGUUCUAUUUCUAUCCAUGAAUAAUGUUCCUGGUUCACAUCCUAGACGUAUACGUACUGAACGUUUUGCAGAGUUUCCUAACUACCGCAAUCAAAAGAAUCCUCGUAUUAAUCAAAAGAUGACAAUUAGAUGGUGCAAAGAACUAAGAUAUAUGCAACCAGAGCUUCCAGUAGAACCUGAAAGUGCAGCUUUCGAAUUUAAUAAUCCCAAUAUAAGCGAUAACGAUGAUAACACUAAGACUGGAUUGACUGCAUUGGCUUCGUUUCCAGGAAGUGGCAAUACAUGGUUACGAUACUUGCUGCAACAAUCCACUGGAAUAUUGACUGGAAGUAUUUACAAAGACUAUGGAUUGUUGAAAACCGGCUUUCCUGGGGAAAAUAUAUGCAACAGCUCUGUGUUAUUAGUGAAAACCCACGAAUGGGGCCCAAAGGCCUGGGCCCCAUUUUCUAAGGCAAUACUUUUAGUUAGAGAUCCAGAAAAGGCAAUUAUAGCAGAAUUUAAUCGUCAAAGUGGUGGUCAUGUUGGAUUUGCAUCACCCGACCGUUACAAACGGACGAAAGGAAAAUAUUGGCAACAAUUUGUUACAAAUAAACUACGCGGUUGGGAAUUGAUGAAUCUGAAUUGGGCUAGAAACUUUACAGGCAGCAUUAAGAUAGUUUUUUAUGAUGAUUUAAUAAAUAACAUUGAACCAGAAUUAAGGAGCAUUUUAGACUUUUUGCGUUUUCCAAUUGACGAGGGUCUCCUUAGAUGUGCCCUUGUGCGAAAGGAGGGCAUAUUUCGGCGAAAAAAACGUGUACUAUCCUUUGAUCCCUAUACCCCCUUAAUGAGAGCCAACAUUGAGGAACGAAAACAAUAUGUCUACAGUGUUUUGGGGAGAACAGUUAAUUAGGAAAUCGUCGCCACAAUCUCACAUAAUUUCGUCUAGACAUAGCGCAUUUAUAAAAACUCGUAUUAUUUAUAUACACAGACAACGUUUAUAUAUAUAUGGAAUGCUCACACCUUAAACGAAUUCGCAACACAGCGCCAAUGUUAAGAACUUUGUCCGAUCGUUGGUAGAACUCUACUCUACUCUCCUUCAUUAUCGAAUGAAUAAAACUUCGAAUAUACAAUAACUACUAUAACACAAUAAAUAAUGAUUUACUCAAUAUUA